Talaromyces amestolkiae is the source of this 342-nucleotide messenger RNA. RefSeq lists its product as uncharacterized. The transcript has 5 exons. Lineage: Eukaryota; Fungi; Ascomycota; Eurotiomycetes; Eurotiales; Trichocomaceae. The record is from RefSeq and is a predicted model, not a curated record. Gene Ontology annotation, biological process: mitochondrial electron transport, ubiquinol to cytochrome c; mitochondrial electron transport, cytochrome c to oxygen. The coding region runs from base 1 to 342 and encodes 113 amino acids. Gene Ontology annotation, cellular component: mitochondrial intermembrane space. Gene Ontology annotation, molecular function: electron transfer activity; heme binding.
AUGGGCAAGGAAGCUGCUAAGUUCGCUCCUGGUGACGCCAAGAAGGGUGCCAACCUUUUCAAGACCCGUUGCUCUCAGUGCCACACUGUCGAGGCUGGUGGUGCCAACAAGAUUGGUCCUAACUUGCACGGUCUUUUCGGUCGUAGCACCGGUUCCGUCGAGGGCUACUCCUACACCGACGCCAACAAGCAGGCUAACGUGACCUGGGACGAGAAUACCUUGUUCGACUACCUCGAGAACCCCAAGAAGUUCAUUCCCGGAACUAAGAUGGCUUUCGGUGGUCUUAAGAAGCCCAAGGACCGUAACGACCUUAUCACCUACCUCAAGGAGGAGACCGCUUAA